AUGCGUAAGGUGUUUGAGAUGGAUAUUUCAAAACAGCUCCAUGCCUACGAAGUAGAGUACCACGUUCUUCAGGAUGAACUGCAGGAAAAUGUGAAUCUCUCUGAUGAAGGUGAACCCCUGGAGAAGCUGGAGAGGGCAAACAGUCAUCUGAAGAGACAAAACAUGGAUUUGUUGGAGAAGCUACAGGUUGCUCAUGCUAAAAUUCAGAGUCUGGAAUCCAGCCUGGAGACUAUUUUGACUCGAGAGAACAAAAUGAAGACUGUAAUUCAGUCCCUGGAACAGGAGAAGAUAACAUAUCAAAAGACUCUUGAGCAGAUAAUGAAGUAUUUGCCAGCAGAAGUGUUGUCUGACUGUGAACUGCUCCUGAAGGAAGUAAACUACAAUCCAAAUAAUAAAAUAAAAUAAGGACUAAGCCAUAAACCAGGGUUUUCUAGGCAGCAUUUCUUCAAAAAAGGGAAAGGAAAGACGAGUAUGCUGCUUUCAAAGGACUUAGCAAUAGGCAACGGUAUCAUCCAGAACUAGUGCUGGGACACUCAUAGCUACAGAUGGGCCUUCAAAUGUCAGUAUGCAAAUUCAGGCUGUUAAUUUUUUUAUGAUUGUGUAAAUAAAUCACAAGGGGGAAAUAAAGGAUUCUCACGUGUAAUUAUCAUAAAUAGAUGUAUAUUUAGAGUUGACCUAAAGGAAAAGAGAAAUUUCAGUAAUCAAAGUGAAGAUAAUGGUGAUUUACAAAUUCAGUCUGGAUGUGCUUUCUCUUGUAGUGAAAUGAGGAAUGCGUGUCUUUAUAUAUAAUGUAUGUUGAAUAAUACUUGAAGAAAAAAAAAGAAGAAUGUAAUUUUCCCUCCAAAGAGCAGCAUGUUUCACAUCUUCUGUGGAAAAUCUGUGUGAACUCAUGCGUGCCUCUCUUAAUUCUACUGACAUUGUGUGCACAGACCAAUAAGCAGAAUAAGUAUCAUGACUUGGUUCGUACAGAAAGAGCUCUAGUGCCAUCCGCUGCCUGGGCUGUACUGGUCAGCAAUGUAAUUCCACAUGCAUGUUGGAACUGGAAACAAAAAGCAUCAUGUCAUAGCUCCGCCUCCAUAGCUCAGAGCUAAGAAAUAGGUAUCUAUACACACCCGCAGAACUUGUAAAGACAAGAGCUAACGGUGACUGCUACUUCCUUCCCGGCCUGUUUGCUUCCACCUGUCCUGGGGUUGGUCAUGAUGACAGGAGGAAGGAAGCAAGGCUGUGGGGUGGUAUUUAUUCUGAUGUUAAUUUUCUGCAGGAGGCUUGCUGUCAUAAGAGUAUGGCAUGUAAGAAGUUCUCAUUUAACCAAAGAAAUACUACAAGAAGCCUUGUCUUAUCGUAGCGGGAGCCAGAAAGCUGUUCUUAAAUUUUAUUUGAAGAGAAAAUUGAGGCGGGUUGCAGGAAGUUGAGCAUAAAGUGCACGAGAGAGGACCAAGCAAGUUUCAAAUAUUAUGUACCUUUCAAUUCUCACAUACACAGUGGAUAUACUGGGAUUCUGAAGUACAGGUGCAGUUUUAAUAAUGCUUUCCAGGUUAUUCCUGUUUUAAUACUGCUUUGUGGUCUUCUUUUUAAAACAGAAGUUAUGAAUUUGUGUGUUCUGGGCAGAAGGUAGGUAAGCUCUGAUCAUUUCAAGGGAGAAAAUAUGUUUAUAAAGGUAUAAAAAGAUGCAUAUAGAUUUGAAAAUGUUUUUGAAUGGAGUUUUUGAGAAGACAGACAACUGUGUAAUAGACACGUAUUUUGGAGUGCAUGUCUGAACCGUUAACUGAGUGUUACAGUGGCUCAUGUUAUCUCUUACCAUUUAUACUGUAUUUCAGGAAACACUUAUUCUUUUUAGUAGGAAAAACAAAAAAGCGAAGUGCCAAAUCCAGCAGUGUCUUUAUGCAUAAGAUUGUCCGAUUUAGAAAGCAAGGACUGAAUAUCACGGCUCUUUAAGUAUUGUGCUUUAUGUUAACAUAGAAGUGAGGAACAGCAAUGCUGAUUUGCUGCACGCUGCUGUGGAACUUAGGGGCUUGGGGGUCUCCUGUUCUUUUGUUGUUGUUGUUUUUUACUUCCAUGGUGUUUUAUUUGAUUAAAGAUUGAUUUACUUAAUAGUCUUUCUUUUUACAGUUGGGGUGCAAGGUCUUAACACUGUGUAUAAAAUUAUGUGGAAUCUGUCUAGAUAUUUCAAGAACAUUGUAUUGUACUAGGUGGGAAGAUGCCAAGUGAAAAGGCAGUUCUUUGCAGUUUUGUUCAGAGCAAGUUUUAGCUGAUGUGUACAUACAAAACAUAUCCCAGGAACUGCAGUAGUGUGUAUUACAAAGAAUCAAGGUUAUUCAGAUACGUC
Aptenodytes forsteri (emperor penguin) is the source of this 2326-nucleotide messenger RNA. RefSeq names its product TBC1 domain family member 4-like. The transcript is spliced from 3 exons. Bases 1 to 405 code for a protein of 134 amino acids. Lineage: Eukaryota; Metazoa; Chordata; Aves; Sphenisciformes; Spheniscidae. The record is from RefSeq and is a predicted model, not a curated record.